CAGUGCUGUCAGAACCGGAAUGCAUUUUGUCUUGUGUCUUUAACGACGCUUUGAAGUAUUUCAUCUAUAGUGCAUACUUGUGCCCGGCGGUCGACAGCAUUGAUCGCCUCGGAACGGACUGGAACGGACCGGAUAUGAUGACUAGAUCUUGGCUAGAUAAAGCUCUCUCAUCACGAUCAUGUCCACUGCAAACUACGGAGACACAAUAGAAGUAACCGCCCCCGCUGAUUUUCAUGUUCACCUCAGGGAUGGUGAACUAUCAAAGCUCGUCACCCCCCACGUCCACAAGGGUGGUUUCUAUCUUGCCUAUGUCAUGCCAAAUCUCGUGCCCCCGAUUACCACGACAGAGAUGGCAAUCGAAUACAAAAAAAGAUUAAAAGAUUACUCCGGAUCGUCCAAAGUGGAGUUCCUCAUGACGCUCUAUCUUUCCGACGCUCUCCAUCCCAACGACGUCAAGAAUUGGAAGGCUGCGGGUAUCGUGGGCGUCAAAUCAUAUCCUCGUGGCGUAACUACGAAUUCGGACGAGGGAAUCGAGAGUUAUGAUAAAUACGACGAGUUAUUCAAAGCGAUGGAGGCGCACGGCAUCGUGCUCAACCUCCACGGAGAAAUUCCAUCCGACCACUCAAAAAAUAUCUGCGUCCUCAACGCUGAGGAACGUUUCCUUCCCGUCCUCGCAAACCUAGCCAACAAAUAUCCCAAGCUGCGCAUCGUCCUAGAACAUGCAACGACUGCAGCUGCCGUCAACGCCGUCAAAGCCUGCGGCGACAAUGUCGCAUGCACGAUCACAGCGCACCACCUCUCCCUCACAGUCGAUGACUGGGCGGGCCAAUCUUUCCACUUCUGCAAACCCGUCGCCAAAUUUCCAGACGAUCGUCGCGCUCUUCAAGACGCUAUCAAAUCAGGCAACAAGAAAUUCUUCCUCGGGUCUGAUUCUGCACCGCACCCGAGCCUUUCGAAAUCGACGGCGACGGCGACGAGCGGGUGUGCGGCGGGGGUUUAUACUUCUCCUAUCCUUCUUCCUCUGGUUGCACACCUCCUCGAUUCGUUCGGAGCGAUCGACAGGUUGGCUGAUUUUACGAGUAAUUUUGGACGCGGAUUUUAUCAGAUUCCGGCGCAUCCAAACGCUCCGAAGGUUCUUGUCGAGAAGGUGCAAGGGGUGAGCGUGCAGGCUGAAUAUAGUAGUGAGGGGAAAACAGUCGUGCCUUUCUGGGCAAACAGACAGAUUGAGUGGCAGAUUGUGGACGUCAAGGAAUGAUUAAGGGACGAAGGCGAGAAAGAACGACCGUCUUCGGUCGUGCAUGGUUUGACUACGGGAGACUGGUUCUCGCCCACGCUUUGAUUCGACUCUAAUACAUAUACGGCAUUCAAGCAGUGUCCACUCACCUUAUAACCUGUUGCAGAUUUAGCUACAUGCAGCUGCGAGCAUAUUGUCAUAGUCAUGACGAGGCUGCUCAUCAUAGUGUCAUCCAGGCGAGACUCUCGCUGUGAUCCUUGACAAUAGCAAACUUGCAUGAACACUUCCUGUUCUUAUUUUCACAUUCUCUAUGUUUGGCUUAUAAUCG
Suillus bovinus is the source of this 1562-nucleotide messenger RNA. Its product is annotated as dihydroorotase. Bases 179 to 1255 code for a protein of 358 amino acids. The transcript is spliced from 2 exons. Gene Ontology annotation, biological process: 'de novo' pyrimidine nucleobase biosynthetic process; pyrimidine nucleotide biosynthetic process. Lineage: Eukaryota; Fungi; Basidiomycota; Agaricomycetes; Boletales; Suillaceae. The record is from RefSeq and is a predicted model, not a curated record. Gene Ontology annotation, molecular function: dihydroorotase activity. Gene Ontology annotation, cellular component: cytoplasm.